AUGUCGGAUCUUGAUACUAUAUCAAUAAUGAUCGCAACUGAUAUACACUUGGGGUAUCAGGAGCAAGAUCCGAUUCGUGGGACUGAUAGUUUCAAUACCUUCAAAGAAAUUUUGCAACACGCAAGGGAUAAUAAUGUGGAUAUGAUAUUACUAGGUGGUGAUCUAUUUCACGAAAAUAAGCCUUCACUUUAUACUUUAAACGAAACAAUCAAAUUGCUUCGCGAAUUCACUGUUGGAGAUAAAAAAGUUGAUUUUAAAGUCACCAGUAAUCAAUUGAAAAACUUUGGAAGGCGAGUUAAUUAUUCGGAUCCUAAUGAUAACAUUGCAUUGCCCGUGUUUUCUAUACAUGGUAAUCACGAUGACCCAACCGGUGCUAAACGUGUUGGUCCAUUAGAUUUACUUUCAUCAUCAGGCUUAAUCAAUUAUUUCGGUAAAAACAAUAAGGUGGACGAUAUUGAGGUUUACCCAAUAACUAUCGAAAAGGGAUCAAUAAAGAUGAAUAUAUUUGGGAUUGGCAACGUGAGAGAUGAGAGAUUACACCGAUCCUUCAUUAAUGAUCAAGUAACUUGGUGUGAACCUGAUAAUAUCAAAGAUUAUUUCAACUUGAUGGUAAUUCAUCAAAAUAGGGUACCUCAUGGUCCUAAAAAUUAUAUACCGGAAAAUGUUCUUCCCGGUUUUUUGGAUGUUGUAUUUUGGGGUCAUGAACACGAUUGUAGAAUUUUUCCUGAAACCAGUCCUCAGAAAAAGUUUGACGUCAUUCAGCCCGGAUCUCCGGUGGCUACAAGUUUGUGUGAUGGAGAAGCUAUCACAAAAUAUGUGGGAAUUAUGAAAAUCUUUAGUAAACCACGUAAUGAAAAAAAAUACGAGAUAAUUCCUAUACUUUUAAGCACUGUUAGACAAAUGAUAAUUGAUACAAUUGACAUAAGAAAAGAACUUGAUGUCAUUCCAGGUGAUGACAAAUCAUUGGAACUUCGGUUGAAAUCAAAGGUUAACGAAAUGAUUGAACUUGCACAGAAUCAAUGGAUUGAAAAUAAUUCAGACAGUCUUGAAAACCCACCACUUCCUCUAAUCAGGUUAAAUGUGGAAUUAAGUAGAGAAUAUAAUCGUAUACGUACUAGUUUUUUCGAACAAGAUUAUAGAAGUCGUAUUGCUAAUAAUGAUAGCAACGGUCAAAAGAUCGUGACAUAUCAUUUUAAAGAAGCUGAGAGGUCACAGGAUCAAAACUUGAUCGUUCCAUUAGAUUUCGGUGAUGAAGAAAUAUCACAAAAGAAUGCAACGUAUUUUGUCAUUGAGCAACUUGCUAAAAAGUUAAAGGAGAAACCAUCUCAAUUUUUCCCAGAAAAUGGAAUCUUAAACGCUAUUGAUCUCUAUGUUAAUAAAGAUGAUGAGCACGCUGUUAGAGAUUUUUUUGAAUCAACUAGGAAACAUAUGAAAAAUCAUUUGAAAGUUCAAGCCAUACCAGAAAAUUCAUUUCCUGGGAAUUCAGAAGUCAAGGACGUGAUAAAGGUAGAAAAGGAGAGGCUGAACCAAGAAUGGUCUACACAAUUUAAUCCGGAACAAUAUUUGGAUAAGUCAAGAACAGAAAAAAAUACAAGCUUUCCCAGUAGAGGACGUGAUUCCAAUACACAUACUAUUAUUGAAGAGGAACCGGAUGACAUGGAUUUAGAUGGUGAAACAAGAAUUACCAAACCCAGUGCUUCUAGAAAACGUGGUAGGGGAAGUCAACAAGUAACUGUUGAUGAACAAGAUGAUUAUGUUGAGGAAACAUACGAUCUACCUGGAAAGAGUAAUGUUACUACCAGGAGCGGUACUGCUCGAACGCGUGGACAAGAAAGUGAACGUGAAGUAAUAGUUAUUGAAGAUGAGCCGGAAAGUGAAGGCGAUGAAGAAUUUGAUAAUGAAUAUUCGAGAAGUGCAUCAUCAGCUAGAAUGACGGAAGAAGAGCAAGAAUUUGAGGAUGACGUUGAAUUUGAUAAUGAAUUGUCAAAUGGCCCUUCAUCAUAUAGUAGUGGCAUUACACGACCUCGUGGACGUGGACGAGCGGCCGCAAUAAUUGAAGAAGAACAAGAAUUUGAGGAUGACGACAACGAAUUGUCAAGAGACGUUUCAUCAUAUAGCAAUACUCGAACUCGUGGGCGUGGACGUGGACGUGGGCGAGCGGCCGCAAAAAUUAAAGAAGAACAAGAAUUUGAGGAUGACGACAACGAAUUGUCAAGAGACGUUUCAUCUUAUAGCAAUACUCGAACUCGUGGGCGUGGACGCGGACGUGGACGAGCAGCCGCAGCAAUUGAAGAAGAACAAGAAUUU
Molecule: messenger RNA, 2307 nt
Organism: Funneliformis geosporum
Lineage: Eukaryota; Fungi; Glomeromycota; Glomeromycetes; Glomerales; Glomeraceae
Source: the annotation of a GenBank genome assembly